Miniopterus natalensis is the source of this 669-nucleotide messenger RNA. RefSeq names its product phosphatidylethanolamine binding protein 4 (gene PEBP4). NCBI's taxonomy places the organism in Eukaryota, Metazoa, Chordata, Mammalia, Chiroptera, Miniopteridae. The record is from RefSeq and is a predicted model, not a curated record.
AUGGGCUGGACAAUGAGGCUGGUCACAAGAGCCCUGUUUCUGGGCCUCACAAUGAUGAUCACCAGAGGCUGGGACAAAAGGGACGUGUGUGUGUACCAGCAGCUGCCUGCCGAGGAUAAUGUCUUCUGCACGGGCCUUCACAUUUCCUACGAAGAGUUGAAGAAUCUCACCUGCAUAUAUGUUCCUGAAUGCAACAACUACAGGGAGAAGAUCACCAAAUGGCCCCAUCCAAAUGUCACGUUCCCAGAGGCCAUGGAGAAUUCAACCUACCUGCUGGUGAUGGUGGAUCCAGACGCCCCUAGCAGGGUUAAUCCCCUCGCUCGGUACUGGAGACAUUGGCUGGUGGCAGAUAUCCAAGGCUCUGACUUGAAGAUGGGGAAUAUACAGGGCAGGGUGUUAUCAGCCUACCAGCCUCCCACCCCACCACCAAAAACUGGCUACCAUCGCUACCAGUUCUCCGUCUAUCUUCAAGGAAAAAAUAAAAUAACUCUCCUUCAAUACGAAAUGCAGAGUCUAGGCGCUUGGCAACUGGAAGGAUUUCUGAGUCGCUACAAACUAAAUCAAAGUGAAGCAAGGACUCAGUUCAUGACCCAAAAUCACAUGGACUCGCCAGGUCCCCAGGUUCCCGGAGCAAACAGGACUACGCACGAGAUAUGCAAACAGACAUAA